AUGCGUAUGUCGACUGAUGAAGACGGACCUCCACUUUCAAUAUUCAUUUUUGUCAUAGCUCUCUUGUUUCUUAGUGGUUUCGUUUGGAUAUUCUGUUGUGGCACAUGCGUUGGCAGAGAUGCAGCACGUGCAUGUGGGCUGGGAAGGUGCGUGCCAAAGAAUGAUGGAGGACGUAGAAAAACACGGAGAACCGGACCCAUCAGAACAGUAGACGAUGUCGGACAAGAGGCAUGGGAGAUGUUGGAGGAAGGCCUUUACGUCGAUGACGAGAUUUGGAAUACAGUUGAGGAAGAAUUAUGA
Molecule: messenger RNA, 300 nt
Organism: Paraglomus occultum
Lineage: Eukaryota; Fungi; Glomeromycota; Glomeromycetes; Paraglomerales; Paraglomeraceae
Source: the annotation of a GenBank genome assembly